AUGGGCUUCUCAGCUGAGACAAGUGAGACCAACCCAAAUAGGCCCUUAUUUUUCUUAACCCUCACCCUAAGACCACCCGAGGCUGUGGGGAGAAAGGCAAGAGGAGGGAAGGCAUGCAUUUUCGACGUCUGCUGUCUCGUCUGUGGCGCGCGGCCGAAGAAGCUGCCGGAUCAGCGUCAUCGACCAGACAGCGUAGUCUUCAAUAGUGCUUCUGCUAGAAGGAGAAUGCUGGAUGCUACUACAGAGAGAGACAAAGCCUUGACUCCGUCAGGGGCUCGUGGGGGAUCUUCAAAGACCCCUAGCACCGCUUCUGCAGGCGCAUCCGCCAAGCCGAAUCGGCAACGGGGGGUGGACGGCUGUUUUCGCUGUUACCGCUGUCCUACGGAGUUGGCAGUGGCUUCGGUCCGCGAGAAAUGCUGCCGCAGCUGUUUGCUGCUUCUCGUAAGGAGGGCAUUUGCUGCAGAGCUUGCUGCUCUCCGGCUGCUGUUGAGUGAGCAGCCGUCGCAACAAGGGACCAAUACACCCCAAGAAGAAGCGGGCGUGCCUCUGCUUGUCGCGGUGUCUGGUGGAGACGCCAGUCUCUCCCUCUUACACCUAAGCAACGAGCUCAUACAGAGACGCCAGAGGGUCCGCUGCAUGCAGCAGCAGAAUCGAGUUUGUGAAGAGGGCCUACCCACGACUCAAAGCGGCAGCCUUCGAAGUGCCCCCAGCCCCCAUAGAGCAGAACCCCAGACUUCCGCGGAAUUCGCCUGCUGUGUAUCGGUUCAUGUUGACUUGCAGCGGCUCUUUCUACCAUCCGCUUCCUGUGUGGAGGCGAGGCUGGACGCUCUCAAGGGUGGCCUUUGUACCUCAUCGUGUAGUUUUCGACCGGCUAGGAGCGAGGAGGGAUGGGGAUCAGUUGCUGCUCUUUCACUGCCCACAGCACCCUCGGAAGGGCACACGGGGUACUCAUUACCCCUGGAGCUACAGCAAGCAGUGACUGAGCGAUGGCCAUCUGUUCGAUGUGUUUUCCUGCAUCCUUUGGGAGUCGAGUUUUCUAUUGUCAAGUUAGAGCAGAAAGAGGGGUCCCCUUCGUCGGAGAUGGAAUCUCCCAGCAUCCACCAUGUCGAGGUUUACAUGCACCCUGGGGGCCAGGCAUUCACGCGGCAAGAGCUGCUGGCGCUGCAGCAGGAGGAAGCACAGCUGCGGAUGCUACUGUAUGAGAUCUACGAGGAGGACAAGGCUGCAGCAGAGCGCUUUUGCAGGAUUCUCCGGAUAGAGGCCUUGCGGCAGUACCGCUCCACGGCUCAAGAGAAGGGCCUUCUUGCCCCAGGAUUCUUAAAAAUGUCUUCCUGCUUACAGUGUUCCCCGUUUAUCUGUUUCGGAGACUCGGCUUCGAGUGCAGCCCUGCGGAUUUUGGAGCGAAUGAGUUAUGGAGAGGGGCGGCUGCUGAGCACGGAGGCGGCUCCUCAAGAUGCCAGACUCCUGCCAUCGUUCUGUCUGUGUCGCCCCCUGGUGACGCUAUCGAAGAAGGAGUUGUCCCUGUUUCGGCUCUUUGAGCGUCUCCCUGUACUCCCCACGAAGCCGUAUACACUCCAUCAAGACUUAGUGCCUUCUUUGUGGGAAAGCAGCGGCAGCGGAUGUAGGCGUCCGCGAGGUGCCUUCCAUCCAUCAGCGCAGUCGUUGCUGCAGGAGUUCUUGAUUGAAACGGAGUGCGACAACUCGGCAACCAUACACAAUUUGCUGUCUGCAGUCAAGAGACUGGAAAGCCCAUUUAAAGAAUGGGGCAGCUCGGAGAUCCGUGAGUCAUCACGCAGGCACUGGCACGGAAGGUUGAAUUUGUCUCGCCAUGAAACACCUUGCCUUGCUUCCUUGGUUUCUGGAGGGGAUCAGACACGAGCAUGGCGCGCGAGGGGAGAGGCGGGGAGGGGAGGGGAAGGCCGUAACAGGGGCAGGAAUGGCUGCGCGCAGCCUGCUGCACUUGCUUACUACGAGGUCUAUGCGGAGGCCGACUGUGUAGUGCAGUACCGCUGCAGGGAUAUCCACUAA
Messenger RNA from Cyclospora cayetanensis, 2028 nucleotides. RefSeq lists its product as uncharacterized. Gene Ontology annotation, molecular function: tRNA binding; sulfurtransferase activity. The transcript has 4 exons. Gene Ontology annotation, cellular component: cytosol. The record is from RefSeq and is a predicted model, not a curated record. NCBI's taxonomy places the organism in Eukaryota, Apicomplexa, Conoidasida, Eucoccidiorida, Eimeriidae. Gene Ontology annotation, biological process: tRNA wobble position uridine thiolation. The coding region runs from base 1 to 2028 and encodes 675 amino acids.